Messenger RNA from Alternaria incomplexa, 1308 nucleotides. RefSeq lists its product as uncharacterized. Bases 1 to 1308 code for a protein of 435 amino acids. NCBI's taxonomy places the organism in Eukaryota, Fungi, Ascomycota, Dothideomycetes, Pleosporales, Pleosporaceae. The transcript has 2 exons. Gene Ontology annotation, cellular component: cytoplasm; nucleus. The record is from RefSeq and is a predicted model, not a curated record. Gene Ontology annotation, molecular function: tRNA-specific adenosine-34 deaminase activity.
AUGAGCAGCCCACCGCCUCUCGCAGGCCAUCUGGUCCCCCUCCGCACCAAGGAUGAGGUGCGCGCCAGCCUGGAGACGCACACCGUCUAUGUCGUCGAGGUGCCGGCCAAGUUUGCCAACGUUAUCAAGGAUGCCGUGCAAGCAGCGUUGCCCGACUUCAAGACGUCGGAGAUCUCUCACCUGCGCCGCGUGGUGCAGUUCAAGUACCUGCCGCCGCACCUGCAGAAACAGUUCUAUCCGCCUGCAAGGCUCCCCAGGGGUAACGAAGAUGCUCCUGCCUCAGAACUACCAUCUUCCCCACUAACACCGGCGACCCCCGCUUCCCUUUCCGCGUCCCCGUCCUCAGUCGAUGCUGGCAGUGAGGCUGCUCAUGGAGAGGCUGAUGCUAAAGAUUUUGAUCUAGUCCGCUACUUCCUGCUGUGUCCCACGCGCCAUAUGCCCCACGCCAAUCUCGCGGCUCUGAUACGGACCUGUCCGCCUUUCGACGGCCCCAAGACUGCGCUCCCUCGGAUCCUCUACGUAACCGUGCCGGCCCUGGCGCCCAUCUCCCAGCAACAGGCUGACGACUGGAGCGACAAGUACUGGCCCAUCUCGUACAAGAACACCAACCCCUACGGCCCCCAUCCGAGUCUCGUACAACGUAACCAGGAGGAACUACAACCCGAGGCAGGCAACUGGCUGGCUCUCGCCCGAGCGGCCGGCCAGCAGAUAUCGGAUCAGUGUCUGGGUGAGAAGAUCGGCGUCGUUGUGGUUGACCGCACCAGGAACCAGCCAGAGAUCGUCGCGGUUGCAGGCGACUGCCGCUGGAGGUCUUUCACCGGCACCGCUGAACCGCCCACCGGCACCGGCAAUGUCAUGGCUCACGCUGUCCACCGUGCCAUCGCCAUGGUUGCGAAGAAGCGGCUGCGUGCUGCCGGCACCGACCCUGCACUCCUCGACCGCUCCCUCUUCUGCGACAACCCCCUCACCGGCCUCGAGAAGCUAUACUACGAAAAGGACAACCUCUCAUCCAGCGGCUAUCUGUGCGUAGACCUCGACAUCUACCUCACCAACGAGCCCUGCGUCAUGUGCUCCAUGGCCAUCCUCCACUCGCGCUUCCGGCGCUGCAUCUUCGGCAAGCGCAUGCCUUACACCGGCGGCAUAACAGCAGACGGACCCGGCGACUCUUCCUCAGCGGGCAGCGGACUGAAGAAAGGCCUCUUCUGGCGACCGAGCGAGCUCAACUGGAAGUUCCUGGCCUGGGAGUUCAACGAGGAGGGCAAGACUGCGGAUGCCGACAGUGGCUUCAAGGAGACACUGCAUGCAUAA